AUGGGUUGUGGCAUGAGCACUGAAGAGAAGGAGGGCAAGGCCCGCAACGAGGAGAUUGAGAACCAGCUCAAGCGCGACAAGAUGAUGCAGCGCAACGAGAUUAAGAUGCUGCUUCUGGGUGCCGGUGAAUCCGGAAAGUCGACGAUCCUCAAGCAGAUGAAGCUCAUUCACGAGGGAGGCUACUCUAGGGACGAGCGCGAAUCGUUUAAAGAGAUCAUUUUCAGCAACACCGUGCAAUCGAUGCGCGUCAUCCUUGAGGCCAUGGAGUCCCUCGAGCUGCCGCUGGAGGAUCAGCGCAUGGAGUAUCACGUCCAAACCAUCUUCAUGCAGCCUGCACAGAUUGAAGGAGAUGUCCUGCCUCCUGAGGUUGGCAGCGCCAUUGAGGCUCUAUGGAAGGAUCGUGGUGUGCAAGAGUGCUUCAAGCGCUCGCGCGAAUACCAGCUCAACGAUUCGGCGCGAUACUACUUCGACAAUAUCGCCCGCAUCGCGGCUCCGGACUACAUGCCAAACGACCAGGAUGUUCUCCGAUCGCGAGUGAAGACAACUGGUAUCACUGAGACAACCUUCAUCAUCGGCGACCUGACCUACCGCAUGUUCGACGUCGGUGGUCAGCGGUCUGAGCGCAAGAAGUGGAUCCACUGCUUCGAGAAUGUCACAACCAUCCUCUUCCUAGUCGCCAUCUCCGAGUACGACCAGCUUCUCUUCGAGGAUGAGACCGUCAACCGUAUGCAGGAGGCUUUGACUCUGUUCGACUCGAUCUGCAACUCUCGGUGGUUCAUCAAGACCUCCAUCAUUCUGUUCCUGAACAAGAUCGACAGAUUCAAGGAGAAGUUGCCCGUCAGCCCUAUGAAGAAUUACUUCCCUGACUACGAGGGCGGUGACGAUUACGCGGCGGCUUGCGACUACAUUCUCAACCGCUUCGUUAGCUUGAAUCAGCAUGAGACCAAGCAAAUCUACACGCACUUCACAUGUGCAACUGACACCACCCAGAUCCGGUUCGUCAUGGCUGCGGUAAACGAUAUCAUCAUUCAGGAGAACCUUCGCCUCUGUGGUCUUAUCUAA
Molecule: messenger RNA, 1062 nt
Organism: Emericellopsis cladophorae
Lineage: Eukaryota; Fungi; Ascomycota; Sordariomycetes; Hypocreales; Bionectriaceae
Product: Guanine nucleotide-binding protein alpha subunit
Exons: 4
Coding region: 1-1062 (353 amino acids)
Biological process (GO): G protein-coupled receptor signaling pathway
Cellular component (GO): heterotrimeric G-protein complex
Molecular function (GO): GTP binding; G protein-coupled receptor binding; GTPase activity
Source: RefSeq, a predicted model, not a curated record